AUGUUGUGGAAAGAGCAAACUGAAGCUGAGGUUAGACGUUUUUCUCAGAACCACAUUGAUUUGAUUGUUCAUCAUAAUAAUUUAUUUGAUUGGAGGCUCACGGGUGUUUAUGGUGAACCAAAUCGGGCUCUUAGAAGAAAUACUUGGAACCUUAUGCAAACUUUGAAAGAAGAAUUGGCUCUUCCUUGGUGUAUUAUUGGUGAUUUCAAUAAUGUGUUGAGUCAAGUGGAUAAACGUGGUGGAAAUCCCUAUCCAAAUUCGCUUUUUGAAGGUUUUCAACAAGCGGUUGCUGAUUGUGAUUUAAUGGAUUUGGAGUUGGUUGGUCAUCAGUUCACUUGGGAGAAGGGCAGGGAUUCAGAUAAUUUUAUUGAGGAACAAUGGGGCGGCUGCACUUCUAACAACAUUGUUGACAAGAUUGUGGCGGUUCAGGAACCUCUUGCAUCUUGGGGAAAUGAUUUGACGGGUAACUUUAAAGAGAGGAUUCAAAGCUGCAAAAGAAGAAUUGGUGCUCUCAAGAAUUGUUAUGAUAGUGCCUCAGUUUCUGAUUACCGUGUUGCAAAAAAGCAGCUUGCUGAGAUUUAUCAUCAAAAAGAAAUUUUUUGGCGUCAACGAUCUAAGCAAUUUUGGUUAAAAGAAGGGGACAGAAACACGAAGUACUUUCACGCUGCUGCUAGUUCUCGUCGCAAAAACAAUUUCAUUCAUUAG
Cannabis sativa is the source of this 705-nucleotide messenger RNA. RefSeq lists its product as uncharacterized. Lineage: Eukaryota; Viridiplantae; Streptophyta; Magnoliopsida; Rosales; Cannabaceae. Bases 1 to 705 code for a protein of 234 amino acids. The transcript has 2 exons. The record is from RefSeq and is a predicted model, not a curated record.